AUGGUGACAACUAAACACUGUUCGUACGGACAUUGCAAGAACGACUCAAGACUACCAGAUAGGCCUACAAUGAGGAAUAGAUAUGGACAACCUGUGUUCUUUGUGAGGUUCCCAGGCAAGAAACGACGCGUUGAGAAAUGCAAACGCUGGGUCGACGCGUGUAUAGUCCGAGAAGGCCACAUGUAUAAGAAAAUAUCGUAUGAAACACUGACUUACGAUAAUUAUAUAUGUUCGCUACAUUUCGUUGGAGAAAAUGGACCAAGUGACAGUUAUCCUGACCCAGUUCCUGCCCGUAUGUCUGCAGAGAAACGCAGUGAAUUAGAGAAUAAUUUCAGAAGACAAAUGGCGUACUUUCUCACUAACUGUGCCUCCAAGGAACUUGCUUUGCUAAACCUUGCUUCAACAUCGGGUUUAGCUGCUCAUUCUAAGAAUGCUUCUUUUGUGGAAAUGGAAAUUGCUCAAGUUUUAGUGAAAUUAUCAGAAAGAAAAGAAAAUUAA
Messenger RNA from Paramuricea clavata, 498 nucleotides. The record is from the annotation of a GenBank genome assembly. NCBI's taxonomy places the organism in Eukaryota, Metazoa, Cnidaria, Anthozoa, Malacalcyonacea, Plexauridae.